Saccostrea cuccullata (small rock oyster) is the source of this 2592-nucleotide messenger RNA. Its product is annotated as beta-hexosaminidase subunit alpha-like. Gene Ontology annotation, cellular component: membrane; lysosome. The record is from RefSeq and is a predicted model, not a curated record. NCBI's taxonomy places the organism in Eukaryota, Metazoa, Mollusca, Bivalvia, Ostreida, Ostreidae. Gene Ontology annotation, biological process: glycosaminoglycan metabolic process; ganglioside catabolic process; carbohydrate metabolic process. The coding region runs from base 1 to 2016 and encodes 671 amino acids. The transcript has 14 exons. Gene Ontology annotation, molecular function: beta-N-acetylhexosaminidase activity.
AUGGCUUCUUUCUGUAUUGAAGGAGAAUUAGACAAGGAAUAUAAACAACAAAAACAAAAAGGAGUGAUACGUGUUGACAAAUUAGUUAAACAACAAGUGCUUCACAACGUCUGGAUACAAAACAAAAGAAAAACAAUUCUAGAAAGACACGCCAACGUACAUGAAAAGCCGAAUAUCAGAUGGUUUGAGCAAAACAUGAACUUGGAUUUUCCUACCAGUAACCAUCUACACCACCCUUUUCAUAUCCGCCGAGCCCCUAUUCCUACCAUAGGCAUGCCUUGGCCGAGACCGCAGACUUUUGAAACAUCUGAUACAAAACUGUAUAAAAUCAGGAAACUUUCUGUGAAAGCAAAUUUUUCUAACUGUCAUAUAUUGCAAAAAGCAGUACAAAGAUACAUGAAUAUAUUUUUCACCUGUAGUAAUGUUCAAUUUACAAACAAUUUAUUGCACUUGAAAAAUUCCAAUUUUGGUUUUUCAAUGCAAAAACCAAGUUACGAAUACCUAACGUCCUUAGAAGAGUUAAGAAAACUUACUUUUGAUGUUGAGAGGUGUUCGAAUUAUCCAACCUUAUCGUCCGACGAGUCCUACACAUUAAGAACAUCUAACGGUGAAAUAAGGAUAGAAGCAAAAGAUGUCUGGGGUACACUACGAGCUCUGGAAACGUUAAGUCAGCUUAUCAUCUGCAUCAGCAACACGUUUAUUAUUAGGAAAACUAGGAUCGUAGACUUUCCAAGGUUUCCACAUAGAGGAAUAUUAAUUGAUUCAGCAAGACACUUCAUGAGUAAAACAACGAUAUUUCAAAUGCUGAGUGCCAUGGAGAUGAACAAAAUUAAUGUUUUUCACUGGCAUCUCUCUGACGACCAGUCCUUCCCUUACAGGAGCCGAACUUUUCCUGAUCUUAGCGGAAAGGGAGCUUAUCACCCUUCCCUGACGUAUACCCAGGAGGAUGUGAAAGAAAUAAUAGAGUUCGCCAGAAUCCGGGGGAUCCGGGUUAUUCCGGAAUUUGAUACACCAGGACAUUCAUUUUCCUGGGGCUUCGGACAUCCCGAAUUACUGACCCAGUGUUACAAUGGGGAGCGUCCAAUACCCGGUGACUUUGGACCAAUGAACCCCGCUAGAAACUCAACCUACACUUUUCUUUCUGCAUUUUUCAAAGAAGUAUUAGAAGUCUUUAAAGAUCAAUAUGUUCAUCUUGGAAACGACGAGGUACCACUGGCUUGUUGGAACACAAAUCGGGAGGUGCGGAAACUGUUCACAAGGAUAAAAAAUACAUCAAUGUUCAAAGAUAAAGGAACUGCCACCUGGAGUUUCUUUACAGAAAGGUUAAUCAAAGAUGUACAGAAAAUAGCAAUGGAAAGGGAAAAUGGUGUCAAAUUUAUUCUGUGGCAAGAAGCUUACCAGUCAAAUUUAAAUAUUCCUAGGGACACAAUUGUUCAGGUUUGGCUCGGUGAUCAGAGACUUGUAGAAGAGGUGGCAAGACAGGGAUAUCAUGUUUUAUAUUCAUCGUGCUGGUACAUCAACAUGAUACAAUAUGGCGUCGUCUGGCCAAAAUAUUAUCUCUGUGAUCCCAUUGGCGAAGGCUUUCGGGGUAAAGAGGAUCUUGUGUUAGGAGGGGAAGCCUGUCUAUGGAGUGAAUACGUCACCAGUGAGACUGCGAUUGGUUUGUUAUGGCCUAAAGCAUCGGCUGUUGCAGAAAGAUUGUGGAGUGAUAAAUCAUUAAGGGACAUUGAUGAGGCUGCUAGAAGAUUGGAGGAGCAUCGAUGUAGAAUGUUAAGAAGAGGUUUAACUGUCGGGGAUAUUAGUGGGCCAGGUUUCUGUGCAUUUGAAAGCGAGAAACCGUCUAAUCUAUCAGAACACAUCUUUCAAAGCCAGGUUGUUUAUUCAGCUAAAAACCAGGGGAUUUUCAAAGCAUCAGCAGCCCUAGUUGUCGUUGGCAUGGUUCUUAUAACAUUAUUAACCUGUACUGCAACAAGAAUCGGAUGUUUUAAAAUACUGAAAAGAUUGGUGAGUCGCUAAAAGGAAUGGGCUUCUGUGUACAACCCUGGACAUAUUGUAUUUAAUUAUACCUUUAUAGAGGGAAUAAUCAAUUCAUCUCCCAAACUUUGCAUAGCGAGCCGUGUAAUAUAACAAUACUCGAGUAUAUAUUUAAAAAGAUUUAAUAUGGAGGUAAAAUCUUAAACAGAUCAUACUAUUGAAAUGUUUUCAUAAUGACUUCUUUGCUUACUAUCGGCAUAAAUUCAGUCACAAACUUUAUUUCAUGCUAGUGAUCUUCACGCCGUAGAACUUAUUUGCUUUCACGCCAGCUGAUUACUAGACAAUAUUACACCGUUAGUGCGUAUAAAUCUUGAUGUGAACUUUAUAAUACUAUUAUCUGUUUUAGUAAUCAGCUGGCGUGAAAGCAAAUUCAUUCCAAGGCAUGAAAAUCACUGGGAUGAAAUAAAAUUUGUGACUGAAUAUGUUGCCUAAGGAAGAGAGAAUAUCAAACUUAAUGCCUAUUGAAAAAAAUUGUAUAGAAUCACAAAUCCAUCCCAUCGGUAUCUCUUGGUUCUGAAAUGGAAAGUUAUCCUAAUUCUCUUUUAAUUAGACAAAAUA